This is a messenger RNA of Xenia sp. Carnegie-2017, 1950 nucleotides long. RefSeq lists its product as uncharacterized. NCBI's taxonomy places the organism in Eukaryota, Metazoa, Cnidaria, Anthozoa, Malacalcyonacea, Xeniidae. The record is from RefSeq and is a predicted model, not a curated record. Bases 991 to 1797 code for a protein of 268 amino acids. The transcript is spliced from 10 exons.
UGGCAUAUUCAACCGCAAAUGCAACCAUCCGACUGGUGCAGCUUAAAAAAGAAAUUUCAGGGCUUCCAUUUACUACAUUUUUCAAAGUUCAUGUAUGAGAACAAUAUUUCUUCGUGUAUUCAUAUUUUUUAGGAGUUUGCAACAUCAAAAGUUCGAAGCAAGGCAAUCGAUCAACAGGGCUCAGUCACUCAAUACUAUGCUUAGUACUUUUUUAAAUAUCUAUCGGAGAAGUCUGGCUGGGAGAAUUGUACUUAGACUAAUUCUAGGCUAACUUUGUCAAUCCAAGAACACGUGCAGUACUGGUUUUUACAAACCGGGGUAUUAUUUUUUGGGUACACUUGCAAAAUGUAUCAAUUUAGGAAGAAAUUCAGACGCUCAAAGGACUUCUUUUACAAUAACGUGGAGAGGAAAGGAACUUAGGAACACACAAAAAGAUGAUGCGAAUAGCAGUGUGUCAUAUGAAUCUCAAUUUUUUGAACAAGAAAAUGAAUUUGGGGAUUUGAAUGAACAAAAUGAAGAUAUUGCUGGAAAUUAUGACAAGCACCAAGAGUUAACCACCAAAACACAGGAUUCUGAAGAUAUUUUUACCAAGCAAUCUAUCUCUAUUAGUACAGAGGAAUCCAAACAACCAUGUCAACAUAGUCAAGUAGUUCUCACUUAUACAGUUAUACUUUAUACUGUUUACCACUAGUCAUGUUUUUAAUGUGUUAUAAAUUGACAAUAUGCUUGUUGAUUGCUUAUGCAUGAGACACUGUGUAGCAAAACUUUAUUAACAUCUCGUAGAAAUGUGCUCAACAAACAUAAAAAUAUAUUACAAUAGAUAUUUUUGAAACAGUGAACAUUAAUAAUUACUGUGUACUUGCUCUUUCAGAGUCAUUUGUCACCCACUGGCCACUAUACUGGGCUAUUGUUACAGUUUGACUUUGCAUCAAAUGUAUCCAUCAGCAAUCCUUUGUUGUUCAUGAUUAUAAUGCAGACAAAAGAACAAUUAUGCAUAAUUCAUUUGUAUUUGUUCAUCGAUAUCCCCACCUAUUGCUUGAUGGCUACGGUUGGAUAUUGUGCUGCUCAUGUGAUGCAAAUAGAAAGCAAUUUGUUGAAGCCCUACCUAAUAAUAUACAAUUAGAUCCUCAAAAAGAUAUACCAUAUCCCAGUUGCAUACACAUAUUAGCAAUUGAAAAAUAUCUGGUUGUGUAUGAUAGAAAGUUUGGUAUUGAAGCCAAAGAUUUUAUUGAAAAAAGCAAUGAGAAUGAUGCAAGCGAUUUUACUGAUCUUCCUGAAAAAAAUGGUAAUAAAAUUUUGGCGCCAUCUGAAAGUGGUAUUUGUUCUUGUGGUGCAGAGUGGGAUAAACGUUCUAUUCAAGAUGAAUGGUUGUACGUAGACUUGUGUUCAAUUGCGUACUUUUAUUCAAUCCAUGAUGUGAAGGUGUAUUGUAGACCUUGCUCCUCUUGUGCUACGAAAAAGCAUUAUGAUGGCAUUGAAAACAGGAUUGUAUGGUUUGGAUCAUAUGCAAUAUCUCAUGCCGUUCUAAAAGAUUACAUUCGGCUUUUCAUAACGUCGAGUUUACCUAUGUACAAAUAUUAUGUUGCAUAUGUACAAAGGCAAGUGUCUUCGGGUAAUUUUAAUUUCCCAAAGGAAAUAACUUACGCCAAGUUUCGUCUCGCUAUCAUUGCCAUGAUACGGUUGCUUGAUAUUGAUUUUGACAAUGGUUUUUUUUGUGAAUUAUGUGGAAGAAUUCCCCCAAAAGGUGGUGAUGGAUGGAACAACUCUUGGAAUACAGAAAACUUUCUUACCAAAUAAUUUAAGAGAGUCUGAUACUGGAUUGCUACAUGGAAGAUAAGUAUUUUUGAAGUUUAUCUGUAGUAUAUAGUAUAUACAGGUCUGCUAAUUAGUAAAUACGAGUGUUCAUCUACGUAUCAGAAAGCAUUUUAUGCAUGAUGGUGACUUCUCUCA